ACUCGAGGUUUUUAAUUUAAGACAUUCAAACACACAGUUAUAUUGAAAAAUAAAAACAAAAUGAUCAACUUAUUAGUAUCCUUCUGGUUUGUGCUCAUAAGCUCUGUCUACGCAAAUACUUGCUUUAACAGAUCUGGUUUCUUCGCAUCGAAUGGUGCUUACGAUUUAAACCGACAAGCCAUGCUCUCUUCCCUUCCUUCUAACGUCACAGCUAAUGAUGACUUCUAUACCACGUCGAUGGGACAAGAUCCCAACAGAGUGUACGGUCUAGGGAUGUGUUUCCCAGGUACUGAAGCACGAUCUUGUUCUGAUUGUAUCAUGGCUGCGUCUAAUGGGUUGGUAAAGAACUGUACCAACCAUAUAGAUGCUAUAGACUGGAGGAUGUAUGGAACUACACUUUGUCUUGUGCACUACUCAAACCGCUCGUUUUACGGAUCGCUCGAUAUGGAAAUUAUACGGAGUGAUAAUUAUACUAGAGAUUUUCAGGCUAACAUGACGGAUCUAGAGAUUACAUGGGAGGCUUUGAUGAUUGGUUUGAUAGAUCAAGCUUCCUCUUUGUACUACGCAGCCAGAACGCAGAAGCUUGAGUCGUCUAUCUCCCACGUUUACGGUGUUGUGCAGUGCAGUAGAGACAUAUCUCUUGAAAACUGCACUCGUUGUCUUCAAGAGAACGUGAUUGAGUAUAGGUCUUGUUGCCGCGGGACACAAGGAGGCAUUUUUUCUAGGCCGAGCUGUUUCAUUCGGUGGGAGGUUUAUCCGUUCUUGGCACUUCUCGAUAAUAUGUCUCCUCUUGAGAAAGAUGGCAAAGGUGUUUCUACAGGAACUAUUGUGGCAAUUGUCAUUAUUCCUAUCUUGUUGCUUGCUCUAGGAUUUGCUAUUUGGAAGAGGAGAAAAUCGCAUAAAGCAUUUACAACUGCAAACGGUUAUUUCUCUGCUGCAAAGAGAUUAAAGAAGACUUAUGAUACUGAACUGCAAGAUAACGCUGGGGAUGAUAUUUCAACUUCAGGUUCACUUCAAUUCGAUCUUAAAGCUAUCGAAGCUGCAACAAGUAAUUUUCACAACAUUAACAAGCUUGGUCAUGGUGGAUUUGGUGAAGUUUACAAGGGAACGUUUCCGAAUGGAACAGAGAUUGCUGUGAAGAGACUAUCUAAAACUUCAGGACAAGGUGAAAGAGAAUUCAAGAACGAGGUGCUUCUUGUAGCUAAACUUCAACAUAGAAAUCUUGUUAGGCUUCUUGGGUUUUGUGUCCAAGGAGAGGAAAGGAUAUUAGUCUACGAGUUUUUGCCCAACAAGAGUCUUAACUACUUCCUAUUUGGUGACUCAACAAAGAGGAGCCAAUUGGAUUGGACAAGACGAUACAAGAUCAUUGGAGGGAUCACUCGAGGGAUUUUGUAUCUUCAUCAAGAUUCGCGGCUGACAAUCAUACACCGUGAUCUAAAAGCCAGCAAUAUUUUAUUAGAUGCAGAUAUGAACCCGAAAAUUGCGGAUUUUGGUAUGGCUAGGAAUUUCAGAAUGGACCAAACGGAAGAUAACACAGGAAGAGUAGUUGGGACAUUCGGUUACAUGCCGCCCGAAUAUGUAGCGAAUGGGCAGUUCUCAACGAAGUCAGAUGUGUAUAGUUUUGGAGUAUUGAUUCUGGAGAUUAUUGGUGGCAAAAAGAAUAGUAGCUUCCACGAGAUAGAUGGUUCAACAGGCAACCUUGUGACAUAUGUAUGGAGGCUUUGGAACAAUGAUUCAUUGUUGGAACUUGUAGAUCCGGUCAUAGGAGAUAACUAUGAUAAAUAUGAAGUCAUCAGAUGCGUUCAUAUUGGGUUAUUAUGUGUUCAAGAAAAUCCAACAGAUCGUCCAAGCAUGUUCACAAUAUUUCAGAUGCUCACUAAUACCUCAAUUACACUGCCUGCGCCCCAACCUCCUGGAUUUUUCUUCAGAGUCAGAGCAGAGAAUAUCCCAUUAGCUGAGAGCUCUCAGCCAGGUCCGUCCACUAGCAUGUCCAUUGCUUGUUCUGUAAAUGAUGCAACGAUCACGUGUGUUAGUCCUCGUUGAAAGCCAGCCUAUUGUUUAAUAUAUAUAGAUAUAUACAUUCUUUCAUAAACGAGUAUUAAUAAUGAAACCUAGUGAAGUAACUUGGCUGAGAAUC
Messenger RNA from Brassica rapa (field mustard), 2137 nucleotides. Its product is annotated as cysteine-rich receptor-like protein kinase 24. Lineage: Eukaryota; Viridiplantae; Streptophyta; Magnoliopsida; Brassicales; Brassicaceae. The record is from RefSeq and is a predicted model, not a curated record. Gene Ontology annotation, cellular component: plasma membrane. Gene Ontology annotation, biological process: protein phosphorylation; defense response to bacterium. Gene Ontology annotation, molecular function: protein serine/threonine kinase activity; ATP binding.